Messenger RNA from Sus scrofa (pig), 4832 nucleotides. RefSeq names its product tetratricopeptide repeat domain 39C (gene TTC39C). Gene Ontology annotation, biological process: cilium assembly; otolith morphogenesis. NCBI's taxonomy places the organism in Eukaryota, Metazoa, Chordata, Mammalia, Artiodactyla, Suidae. The record is from RefSeq and is a predicted model, not a curated record. Gene Ontology annotation, molecular function: protein binding.
ACUCUGGGCAAGAGCGCUGCGCGCUCUGUCCGCUCCCGGGCGGAGUCCUCCUCUGUUCUGUUUCCGAACCCGCUCGCUCUCUCCAGCUUCCCUGCGACCCCUGGGUCCGGCCCUUUUGGAGGAGAGGUCCAUAGGGCCGGGCCUAGGAGCGUCGCGCGUGCCCGAGCAGGCUUGGCGCUGUGGCCCCGGGCUGCUGGGCGAGGGGUGCGGUGUGAGGACCAGGGCCUGGGGCGGUGCGCGGGGGUUGCAGGAAGCGGCGGCUGCAGGGGCUCGGCCCCGGCUCGGCUGGGGUAGGGAUUCCCGGAAACGGAUUCCGCUUCGGUGGCCGCGCGAGCCGGGCGUCUCGGAGCAGGCAGGCGGGUGGCUGCUGAGUAAUACCCGCGGCGACGGCGGGAGGCGGCGGCCUGGGCGCCCACAUCCCCUGCCGUGCUGCAGCCCGGCCCCGGCUCCUCCCUCCGCGCCCCGCCCGCCGCGCCCCUCCCCCGCGCCCGCUCCGCCUCGCUCCGGGCAGGUAGAGCCGGGCUCUGGGCGCGCGCUGGGGCCGCAGGCUGCUGCCACCCCACCUCGCCUUUGCUUAACGCAGAGCCUCGCGCGCCCAUGGCGGGCUCGGAACAGCAGCGGCCGCGGCGGCGGGACGACGGAGACUCGGCCGCCGCGGCAGCGGCGCCCCUGCAGGACGCGGAACUGGCCCUGGCUGGCAUCAACAUGCUGCUCAACAACGGCUUUAGGGAGUCGGACCAGCUUUUCAAACAAUACAGAAAUCAUAGCCCAUUAAUGAGUUUUGGAGCCAGCUUUGUCAGUUUUUUGAAUGCCAUGAUGACAUUUGAGGAAGAAAAAAUGCAGUUGGCAUGUGAUGACUUAAAAACGACAGAAAAGCUUUGUGAAAGUGAAGAGGCUGGAGUAAUUGAAACAAUCAAGAACAAAAUUAAGAAGAAUGUUGAUGUCCGAAAAUCCACCCCCUCUAUGGUUGACCGGCUUCAAAGGCAGAUAAUCAUAGCUGACUGUCAAGUUUACCUGGCUGUGCUCUCUUUUGUAAAACAAGAAUUGUCAGCAUAUAUAAAAGGUGGGUGGAUCCUUAGAAAAGCCUGGAAGAUUUACAAUAAAUGCUAUUUGGACAUCAAUGCCCUCCAGGAGCUGUAUCAGAAGAAGCUAACGGAGGAGCCCUUGACUUCAGACGCUGCAAAUGAUAAUCACAUUGUGGCUGAAGGGGUGUCUGAGGAGUCCCUAAACAGACUGAAAGGUGCUGUUAGCUUUGGAUAUGGCCUUUUUCACCUUUGCAUAUCCAUGGUGCCCCCAAACCUGCUCAAAAUCAUCAACCUGCUGGGUUUUCCUGGAGACCGCCUACAGGGGCUUUCUUCACUGAUGUAUGCAAGCGAAAGUAAGGACAUGAAGGCCCCUUUAGCUACAUUAGCGCUGCUCUGGUAUCAUACUGUAGUCCGCCCGUUUUUUGCCUUGGAUGGCAGCGAUAACAAAGCAGGCCUGGAUGAAGCAAAGGAAAUUCUUCUCAAAAAAGAAGCUGCUUAUCCAAAUUCUUCCCUCUUUAUGUUUUUCAAGGGACGCAUACAGCGAUUAGAGUGUCAAAUCAACAGUGCCUUGACUUCCUUCCAUACUGCUCUGGAACUUGCAGUAGACCAGAGGGAAAUCCAGCAUGUGUGUCUGUAUGAAAUUGGUUGGUGCAGCAUGAUAGAACUGGAUUUCAAGGAUGCAUUUGAUUCCUUUGAGAGGCUAAAAAAUGAAUCCAGGUGGUCCCAGUGCUAUUAUGCGUAUUUAACCGCAGUUUGUCAGGGAGCCACCGGCGAUGUGGACGGGGCCCAGAUUGUCUUUAAAGAAGUCCAGAAACUCUUCAAAAGGAAAAACAAUCAGAUUGAACAGUUCUCAGUGAAAAAGGCAGAGAGAUUUCGGAAACAAACCCCAACCAGAGCGCUCUGUGUGCUGGCAUCCAUCGAAGUGUUGUACUUGUGGAAAGCCCUUCCCAACUGUUCCUUCCCCAACCUCCAGAGGAUGAGUCAAGCUUGCCAUGAAGUGGAUGACUCAUCUGUCGUCGGAUUAAAGUAUUUGCUUCUUGGUGCCAUACACAAAUGUCUGGGGAACUCAGAAGAUGCUGUUCAGUUCUUUCAGCGAGCUGUUAAAGAUGAGUUGUGUCGUCAGAAUAACUUAUAUAUUCAGCCAUAUGCUUGCUAUGAACUUGGCUGCCUUCUGUUAGACAAACCAGAGACUGUAGGAAGAGGCAGAACCCUCCUCCUUCAAGCAAAGGAGGAUUUCUCUGGCUACGACUUUGAAAACAGAUUGCAUGUCCGUAUCCACGCUGCUCUGGCCUCGAUGAGGGAAUUGGUUCCUCAGUGACAGACCUGAGGUUCCCGCUCUGUCCCUCCUCACGCAGGGUCUGCACUUUAAAAGCAGAGGACACAGCUCUUGGAAGAUUAGCUUUUCUUCUGAAAACCACCUGUGCCAGGGACACAUUUUCUCAUUUAGGCUGUUGUAUUAAAGAUCUCCUCUUUUAAACACAUAGCUAAAAAGUAAUAUGAUAAUAGUAAUAACAACUAACCACCUGGGGAGAGGGUUAAGUGACCUUGUUCAAACAUUUUAGUUUUGUGAUUUAUUAUUUUUAAAAUAAAAUUAAAUAUUCAACCUGUGAUCUUGUAGGAAUGCCUACCUGAAGCACACAUCCAACUGGGUAACACUAAGAGGUACCUAUAAAACUAUUAACAGUAUCACAACAGAGCCUUUAUAUUGUGUUUUUAAAAAGUAAAAGUGCUUUCUAGUGUUUUAUCCUCAAAACUAUUCCUGUGAAUAACAUAGCACAGAUACUCUCAUUGUCCAGACAGUGAAUCUCAGGCAUGAAAAGGCUAAUUGACUUAUGCCAAUUAAUUAUUCUUAUUACUAUGGAGUAAUGAAUAGAAUGCAGAUCCGACCACAGACCAGAUAUUCUUUUAUUGUAAAAAAAAAAAAGUUAAUAACCCAGAAUUCCAUGUUUCUCUUAUUAAAAAGCAAAUACUCUUCAGCUGAAAUUAUCAUCAAAAUAUUUGUCUCCAGAUUGUCUACAAAAUGUUCAAAGGACACUUUUUUCUUUGAAAGCCAAUCAAGUGAAAGCAAAGAGAAGAUAGUUUUACAACCAAAAGUAAAACUUUUUUUUUAUCUUUUUCUUGGCCAUACCACUUCCCAGGCUAGGGGUCAAAUCAGAGCUGCAGCUGCUAGCCUACACCACAGCCAAAGCAGCACCAGAUCCUUAACCCACUGAGCAAGGACAAGGAUCAAACCUGCAUCCUCAUGGAUACUAGUUGGGUUCAUUACCGCUGCGCCAUGACGGGAACUCCCACAACUGUUUCAAUAAUUUAUUAGAAAGCCUGGUCUGUAGACUAAAUAAUACCUACGUUUUAGGUGUUUUCCUUUCUUUGUGAUAAAUUGUCUAAUUACCAAUUUUCAGAAAUCUUAACAAAUUACUUAAAGGUUACUCUUGAAUGAACAUAGAAUUUUGGCCUCGAAAUAUUUGCUGAUGAAGGAUUUGCUGGGUUCUUUGUUGCCAAGAUUUAAUCGUUUUCCCCUUAGCUCAGGUUAUUGAUGUUGUAAACAGAGUUCAAAGUUAUGUUUUAAUCCUUCAUUGCUAAUUUUUAUUGUCAUCUAACGUACCUCUUUGUUCAGUGCUGCACACCUGUGGUUUUGAAGAAUCUAAAUACCUCAGUCACUUAAGAAUUUCUGUCAUAGUUGUGUGAUGAACUUGUCUCAAGGUUAGAUUUUUUAAAAAUUUUACAUUGCACUAAAGAAUAUUAUCUUGGAGUGUCAUUUAUUUACAUAUCCUAUUAGCUGAAAUAUCUCCUGUGAUGUCAAUACUUUAAUAUUUCUUUUCAAAACAAAACAUGGGAGGAGCAGCUAGAUUGUUGGCAGCUUUAAUUUAUCUGGUCUUGAGGGAAUAAUUCUUGAAAAGAAACAAUUGUUCCUCACUGACCUUGGCUAAACUGUCUCCAUGUUUUCUUACUUCUAAAGUGCUUAUUAACAUUGACUUUCUAAUGUGACUCCUGAAUAGAUUUUAGAUACUACCCAAAGAGAAAAGAUUGCUAUCUUGGCUUCAUGAACGAGGAGAUCCAGAUCCAAGUGGAUACCUUCUGAAGAGAAAAAUUGGUAUCUAAAAAUUUUAGACACUGAUUUCAUCAAAGCUGAAGGGAAGAAUGUUAUGAACCUGUAAGAUAUGGUUCUUGCCAUAUUUUGUGGUCUUCUUGGCAAUAGUAUGUGUGGCAAACUUCUCAGUUAUAAUUGUGCAUUCAGAAUCAUGACAUUCUUGCUCCAGGGUUCAUACUUAAAUAGUUCAAAAAACAUUUAAAUUGAAAAUUCAUUACUCAGUAUUCAAAGAUUACAGAAGGCCCUGCACUUUAGAAUUUUUUAAAAAAAAUGUUUCUGCAUUAACUGCUUUAAAUAAUUUUAUUUCUCCAGAAAGAUCUCAGGAUUUCAGAUAGGUUUCUGUUCAGUUCACUGAACACACACCUUUACAACACCUUCCAUAGGUCUUCGAGUCAAAGAAUAGCUCUGUGUAUUCGCUGUCAGGUUUGACAUAAGAUAGCCUCUGUGGUUUAUCUGUGCUCACCUGGUGGGCAGAACACGGAUAAGGCAUAGAUAGUGACGCUGAAGACUCUCAAAUAACAAAACCAUGGUGUGAGUACACUGUACCAUUAGAUUAACAGAAAUCUGAGUACAUUUUUGAGUUGAGUAAUUUGUAACAGUUCUGACCUGCGUGCUGUGACUUAGCCAACCUGUGAGCUACUGUGAUCUGCCUGGAAAUUUAGCUUGGUGUAAAUUGCUCUUUACCCUAGCUGAUGAAGAAAAUAAUCAUAUAAGCAGAA